Molecule: messenger RNA, 2880 nt
Organism: Colius striatus (speckled mousebird)
Lineage: Eukaryota; Metazoa; Chordata; Aves; Coliiformes; Coliidae
Product: RNA-binding E3 ubiquitin-protein ligase MEX3C-like
Exons: 2
Coding region: 1-1725 (574 amino acids)
Molecular function (GO): RNA binding
Source: RefSeq, a predicted model, not a curated record
AUGCCUGCCGGCGGUGGAGAGGUGGGGACGGCCCGACGGCGGGCGGGCUUGGCGGCGGCGCCGCCAGACCCCCCAGGAGAGCCGGGAUCUGGCGGGGCGGAGGAGGAGGCGGCGGGGGACGAGGGAAACCUGGAGCUGGGGGAGCAGGAGGAGCUGCUGCUGCUGGCGGGGGAGGACGAGGUGGACCCGGCCGCGCUGCUGUUGCUCUCGGCUUCCACCUCCCAGCCUCUCCCGCUGCUGCCGGCGCUGGGUUCUGUCUUGGUCUCGCCCUCCGAUGCGCAGGAGGUGGUGGCGGGUGCGCUCUGCGGAGCGGACGAUCCGCAGGGCAUGAUGGCGGCGAUGUUGUCCCACGCCUGCAGCGGAUGCCUGGGCAGCGGCGGCGGGGGGGCGGUGGGCCUCAACGGCGAGCAGACGGCCUUGCUCCGCCGAAAGAACGUCAACACCACCGAGUGCGUGCCCGUGCCCAGCUCUGAGCAUGUGGCCGAGAUCGUGGGCCGUCAGGGUUGCAAAAUAAAAGCACUAAGGGCCAAGACAAAUACUUACAUUAAAACCCCUGUUCGUGGAGAAGAACCCAUUUUUGUUGUCACUGGACGAAAAGAGGACGUAGCCAUGGCCAAAAGGGAAAUUCUCUCAGCUGCUGAACACUUCUCCAUGAUCAGAGCAUCACGCAACAAGAAUGGCCCUGCCCUGGGAGGUUUGCCAUGUACCCCCAACCUGCCGGGUCAGACAACAGUCCAAGUCCGGGUGCCUUACCGCGUAGUUGGGCUAGUGGUUGGACCAAAAGGAGCUACCAUCAAAAGAAUUCAGCAGCAGACCCACACCUACAUAGUCACUCCCAGCAGAGACAAGGAGCCCAUCUUCGAGGUCACGGGAAUGCCCGAAAACGUUGACCGUGCGCGUGAGGAGAUCGAGAUGCACAUUGCCAUGCGGACCGGGAACUACAUCGAGCUCAACAAAGAUAAUGAUUUCCACUACAACGGGACGGAUGUGAGCUUCAACGCGGGCACCUUGGGGUCUGUGUGGCUCACCUCAAUCCCUGUCCCUCCUGCCCGCACCAAAAUUUCUAAUUAUAGAAAUGACAGUGACAGCUCUCUGGGAAGUAGCUCCACAGAUUCCUAUUUUGGAAGCAAUAGAUUGGCUGACUUCAGCCCAACGAGUCCGUUCAGCACAGGCAACUUCUGGUUUGGUGAAACACUGCCUGCAGUGGACACAGAAGACCUUGGGGUUGACUCUCCUGUGUACGACUCCUUAUCAACACCUUCCCAAACCAUUUGGACCCCUUUUGAACCUGUAAACCCACUCACUGGCAUUGGUAGUGACCCUGCUAGUACUGCCAAGGCUCAGCGCCGAGGGAGCCAACCAUCUACUCCUCGCCUCUCACCCACCUUUCCAGAAAGCCUAGAUCACCCUCUGGCGUGGAGAGUGAGGAGUACCCUGCCUGGCACUGGCCACCAAGUCGGCCUUCCCAUCUGCAUCCCCGCCUUCUCUAAUGGUACCAACAGCUAUUCCUCUUCCAACGGCGGAUCCACCUCCAGCUCACCCCCUGAGUCAAGGCGAAAGCACGGCUGUGUCAUCUGCUUUGAGAACGAAGUCAUCGCAGCCCUGGUGCCCUGUGGUCACAAUCUCUUCUGCAUGGAGUGUGCCAACAAAAUCUGUGAAAAGGAAACGCCAUUGUGUCCUGUUUGCCAGACAGCUGCUACUCAGGCAAUCCAAAUUCACUCUUAAAUACAAAUAGGUAUUAUUAUAUAUGGACUUUUAAAAACUCUUAAAGGCAUAGUUAUAAUGGUACCUUCUAGUAAACUUCCUGAUGAAUUCUGACUGUUGGACUUUCUUUGGAUUAGACUGAAACUGUUAAUAAAUUUCUACUUCCUCAAAAGGCUACUACAGUAACACUAAACCUCAGUGAUCUUGGUCCAGUUCAGUGUAAGCAGAUGUUGUGUUGAGCAAAGAGAAUCUGCCGUGAGCUUACAGCACAGUGAGGGGAAAUUUUCAUCAAUUAUAUAGCUGAAAACAAACAAACAAAAUUUUCUAGCUUCCUAAAGGAUCUCUGUUCAGCAUUUGAUUUCUGCGUGCUAGCAGCAACGAACCUUGUCGCCGGAGCACAGAAGUACUCGUCUGCCAUGGAGGAUUUGUGGCAUUAUCAAUAUAUCAAACAACACUUCCAGUGCUGCCUUCUUUACACUGCCAGUUUUGAAAAACAGGUUUGGGGAAAUUAUUUUUGUUUUGUGCAACAAUUUAUGCCUAAUUCUUCAGCAUUGCAAAUACCCUUCAAAAAAAAAAAAAAGUUUGAGUUCUUGAAAUGGGAGAUGUAAUUGGCAGGUUCAGAUGACAAAUUUUGGGGAAGGGAUGGUGAAAGCAUGUUUGGAGGAUCAGGAAUGUCUUGAUUUGUGAAUUCCUACUCACUGCUUUUCUUAAUGUAAUCUGGAAAAGUCUGGUGGGCUUCAUCCCAUUUUAGUAAGGGCUUUGGGAUGCACAUACUUUAGAGGUAGAGUGGGGAUACUGACAUUCAGUUUGUUAGUCCAAUCAAGCUGCAUUUUUAGAGAGGAUCUACUUCAAAAUGUGAAGCAUUUUUGUUUGAUCCAUUGCAUAUGUGCCCUUGUAUUACUCAUGAAAGCAACUAUGACAGUGGCCCUACAAUCAGUUUGUUUUAAAACUGUGUUUCCAAUCAUAAGGGGGGGAAAAAAAGUCUUUUGAAUGUGCUGCUCAUAUUUCAACCUGUGGAUGGUUCUAGCUUUUUCAUCCACAGUACUUUCCCAAAUCUGUGCUGGCAUAUUUUAAAACCACAAAAACACGCAAAAAAAGAGACACAAAGUGGAGUUCUGGUGGAUUUUUUUCUAAUUUUUUGAAGCUUUCUUUUCCCGAGACAAGACAAAGCUUUUA